UAACAUAUAUAUAGUAUAUAAUUUAUGUAUUACAUGGUCUAGGAUAGGGUUAGUUACGUGACCCGAAAGAUAAGACUAUUCAACUAAAAUACGUAAGGUCUUAAACGUAUUUAUUUUCUUACUCCUUGCAGUUUCUCUAGGCUGUUACCCAUUUUCGGACAAGUUCUACAAUUAUCCAUAAGUGUCAAUAACAUUAUUAAUAAUAAAAAAAAAUGAUAUGAUUAGGUUAUGUUCAUCGGUGAUUAGAGCUUACAUUUUUGACACCAGAGGCGCGCUAUCUAUAUCUGUAUAUGCGCGCACGCGUUUGUACAUCUGAAUUUGGUCUUUUGCUCGACGUCGUUUGCCCGAAAUUAUACCGUGUGGUAUCCUAUGUAUCUUUAAACGUGAUUCACAUGCAAAGGGAAGUUGUAGGAAGACGUGAACAGCACAGCAUGGAUCCGCGAAAAUUAACAGAAUUACUCCGAGCUACCAUUGAGCCGGCACAGCAGAAACAAGCUGAGGAGCAACUCAAUCAGAUCCACAAAAUUAUUGGCUUUGCUCCAGGACUGUUACAGGUAGUAAUGUCUAAUGAUGUUGAUAUGCCUGUAAGGCAAGCUGGUGUUAUUUAUUUGAAGAAUUUUAUUACUUCAAAUUGGAUAGAUCGAGAAGCUGAAAAUGGAUCAGUACCCUUUAGUAUUCAUGAACAAGAUAGAGGAAUGAUUCGUGAUGCUAUAGUUGAUGCUACAGUACAUGCACCUGAACUUAUUAGGAUACAAUUGGCAGUAUGUAUUAGUAAUAUUGUUAAACAUGACUUCCCUGGAAGGUGGACACAAAUAGUUGAUAAAAUAACAAUAUAUCUACAAAAUCCAGAUGCUUCCUGUUGGCCUGGUGUUCUCUUGGCCUUGUACCAAUUUGUAAAAAAUUUUGAAUACAAAAAAGCAGAUGAGAGAGGACCCCUUCAUGAAGCUAUGAAUCUUCUUUUACCUAUGAUUUAUCAAUUGAUUUUAAGACUACUUUCUGAUCCAUCUGAACAAUCUGUUUUACUUCAAAAACAAAUACUCAAAAUAUUUUUUGCUUUAACACAAUACACACUUCCACUUGAUCUUAUUUCUAAAGAAAUUUUUUCUCAAUGGAUGGAUAUUGUUCGUCAAGUAGCUGAUAGGCCUGUACCUCCAGAAACAAAUAAUCCUGAUUUGGAUGAUGAUGAACGAGCAGAAUUAGCAUGGUGGAAAUGCAAGAAAUGGGCACUUCAUAUACUUCAGAGAAUGUUUGAAAGGUAUGGAAGUCCAGGUUCAGUAUACAGUGAUUAUAAAGAUUUUUCAGAAUGGUAUUUACAUACAUUUAGUGGUGGUAUAUUAGAAGUUUUACUGAAAGUCUUAGAUCAAUAUCGUAGAAAAAUUUAUAUAUCACCACGUGUUUUACAACAAUCUAUUAAUUAUAUAAAUCAAGGAGUGAGUCACGCAUUUUCUUGGAAAUUUUUAAAACCUCAUAUGUUUGAAAUCAUACGGGAUGUUUUAUUUCCAAUUAUGUCUUAUUCAGCAGCUGAUGAAGAACUUUGGAAUACAGAUCCAUAUGAAUAUAUAAGAGUUAAAUUUGAUAUAUUUGAAGAUUUUGUAUCUCCUGUAACUGCAGCUCAAACUUUAUUACAUUCUGCUUGUAAAAAACGGAAAGAUAUGUUACAAAAAACAAUGCAAUUUUGUGUUGAAGUUUUAACUAGUUCUAAUACAGAUCCAAGACAGAAAGAUGGAGCAUUGCAUAUGGUAGGAACAUUAGCCGAUGUUCUUUUAAAGAAAAAUAUUUAUAAAGAUCAAAUGGAUAAAAUGUUAAUGCAGUAUGUAUUUCCUGAAUUUAAUAGUUUGCAAGGCCAUAUGAGAACAAGGGCUUGUUGGGUACUGCAUUACUUUGCUGAAAUUAAAUUUAAGCAAGAAAAUAUUUUGAUAGAAGCUGUUAGAUUAACAACAAAUGCUUUAUUGAAUGAUCAUGAUCUUCCAGUUAAAGUUGAAGCAGCUAUUGCAUUACAAAGUUUGCUUCAAUCUCAAGAUAAAGUACAUAAAUGUGUUGAGCCUUGGAUAAAACAAAUUACACUAGAACUUUUGAAUCUUAUUAGAUUAACUGAAAACGAUGAUUUAAUGACUGUUUUACAAAAAAUUGUUUGUACUUAUCCAGAACAUAUUAUGCCAAUCGCUGUAGAAGUCUGUCAGCAUUUAGCAGCGACAUUUAGUCAAGUUUUGGAAACUGAUGAAGGCAGUGAUGAAAAAGCUAUUACAGCAAUGUCAUUAUUAAGUACUAUUGAGACUUUGUUAUCUGUAAUGGAUGAUCAUCCUCUAAUUAUGAAUCAACUUCAGCCAACAGUCUUACAAGUUAUUGCUCAUAUUUUUAGUCAUAGUGUUAUGGAAUUUUAUGAAGAAGCCAUGUCACUUGUAUAUGACCUAACAGGUAAAUCAAUAUCUGAAGAUAUGUGGAAGGUUUUAGAAUUAAUGUAUGAGCUUUUCCAAAAAGAUGGUUUUGACUAUUUUAUGGAUAUGAUGCCUGCUCUUCACAAUUAUAUUACAGUAGAUACACCCGCAUUUUUAUCUAAUGAAAAUCAUAUUUUAGCAAUGUUUAACAUGUGCAAAGCUGUGUUAGUAGGUGAUGCUGGAGAAGAUCCAGAAUGUCAUGCUGCAAAACUUCUUGAAGUAAUAAUUCUACAAUGUAAAGGACACAUUGAUAAUUGUAUACCACCACUUAUACAACUUGUAUUAGAACGAUUGACACGUGAAGUUAAAACAUCAGAAUUAAGGACCAUGUGUCUUCAAGUUGUUAUUGCUGCUUUAUAUUACAAUCCAACUUUAUGCCUUGAAACAAUGGAUAGACUGCAAGGUACUUUAGGACAGUCAACAGAACCAAUUGCAUCACAUUUUAUUAAACAAUGGAUUCAUGAUACAGAUUGUUUUCUUGGGUUACAUGAUAGAAAAUUAUGUGUUCUUGGUUUAUGUACAAUAAUUAGUAUGGGUCCUUCCAGACCAACAGCUGUUAAUGAAUGUGUACAGCAAAUCAUUCCAUCAUUAAUUCUUCUUUUUGAUGGUCUCAAAAGAGCAUAUGUUGCAAAGGUGGCAGAAAGUGAGGAUGAAGAUAAUGCUGAAGAUGAAAGUGAUUUAGAAGAAGAAGUGUUAUCAUCGGAUGAAGAUGAAAUAGAUGAUGCUAGUCAGGACUAUCUUGAAAGACUGGAAAAGAAAGUUACAAAAUCACAAUGUCAUCACAUGAGUGGUAUAACAAGUUCAAUACAGGUUGAACAUAUUGACCAUAAAUCAGAUGACGAUGAUGAUGAAGAUUCAGAUUAUGAGGCUAAUGAAGAAACUGCACUUGAAAGUUAUAUUACACCACUUGACUCGGAUGAUACAAAUCAAGAUGAAUAUAUAGUUUUCAAAGAAGUUCUACAAAAUAUUGAAAGGACGGAUGGAACGUGGUAUAGUGCUUUAACUAGUCACUUAAUACCAGAACAACAAAAAUCAUUGACCGAAAUUAUAUUAUUAGCAGAUCAGCGUAAAGCAGCAUUAGAAAGUAAACGAAUUGAGCAGAGUGGAGGUUAUGCUUUUACUUCACAAACUGUGCCCACUUCAUUUAAUUUUGGCGGUACGCCUUUAGGCCGAUAAGAAAUAUAAGCGAUUUUAUAUUAAUAUAAGUAAAGAAAUUGUAAGGUAAAUGAAUUAAAUAUUUGUAGCACUUGAUUGCAAUAUGACCAUCUUCAAAUAAUGCAUUUCCUUCUUACUAUUUUUGUGUAAAUUAAAUGUACAUUAAUACGGCAAUAGGAAGGAUUUGUAUACAUAUUAUAAAGCCGUUUUUACGUUUUUAAUGCGAAGCUCUUAUUGCCAAU
Messenger RNA from Ceratosolen solmsi marchali, 3832 nucleotides. RefSeq names its product importin-7 msk (gene msk). Gene Ontology annotation, biological process: protein import into nucleus. The transcript has 16 exons. NCBI's taxonomy places the organism in Eukaryota, Metazoa, Arthropoda, Insecta, Hymenoptera, Agaonidae. Gene Ontology annotation, cellular component: cytosol; nuclear envelope. Gene Ontology annotation, molecular function: small GTPase binding. The record is from RefSeq and is a predicted model, not a curated record. The coding region runs from base 291 to 3611 and encodes 1106 amino acids.